This is a messenger RNA of Heterostelium album PN500, 3942 nucleotides long. Its product is annotated as calcium-binding EGF-like domain-containing protein. The transcript has 11 exons. The record is from RefSeq and is a predicted model, not a curated record. The coding region runs from base 1 to 3942 and encodes 1313 amino acids. Gene Ontology annotation, biological process: sexual reproduction. Lineage: Eukaryota; Evosea; Eumycetozoa; Acytosteliales; Acytosteliaceae.
AUGAAACAAAAUCAAAACCCAAACGAAUAUGCUAUCUCAUUGUUUUUGAAAGGUGAUUAUUUGACAAACUAUCAGAAUUUUCAAUUAAACAUAACAUACUCUAAUCUUUAUGUAUUACACAAUAUUUCUAAUAUAUUCUCUUUAAACGGUUCUUUGACAGAGAUAGUUAGCACAUCCAUAUCUCCACCGUCAAAUGGAACCGUAAAACAAGAUAAUCAAUUUAAAAUAAUCAAUAUUAAAAGUUUAAUAUUAGCUAAAGCCCCUUCAUCUAUGUUAUUCUGGGUGAACCCCUACACUCAAAUGAACAUGUUAGCAAAUAAUGGAACUCAUGCUUUGUAUAGUUGGCAAGGUGAAUAUAAGAAUUUUACAAAUACUCCAAAUACUAUUUGUUCUGAUAGUUGUACUAUCUAUCAAACCUAUAACUCUACAUUAGUUCCAUUUCCUUUAUCUAUGCAAUUUACUGCAUUGCUUCAUGACGCAGAUAAUGUCUCAUUUAUGACAAUACAAUCAAACUCAAACGCAAUUAUCCCUCUUCCAAUCACAACACAAUUUAAUUAUGGAUAUAGUUGUAUGAUGAAUACUUUCUAUCCUUCAAGGAACAACUUCACAUCAGUAGGCUAUACUUAUUCAUUCGCCGUUCCUGUUCCCAAGACUGUCAGAGCUAAAAUUUUGCAAAUUACCUUCGAUCCUGUAAGCACAGCCUCACUCUCAGCACCGAUUCCCGCUAACUCUCUUAAAGAUGCAAAUGUCAAAGUAAAUAAUAUUAGCAUUAUUUCAUCUUCGGACAAUUCAGCCAUUCUCAGGAUUAAUAUUGAAUCUGUUUAUCAGAUUCUCUCUAUUAGUAGUACAGCUUUUAUUCUCGAUAACUCGAAUCUAAUCUAUGGAGAUUCAUUCAGUGGAAUUUAUGAAAAAGAAUUUACUCUGUCCAAUGUUAUGGCCAGAACCAUUGAUAUGUCCGUUAAAACAACCAAUCUAGAUGAAUACCAUUUCUAUUCCUUGUCCUAUUACAACUUCAACCAAGACAUAGUUCCAUUAUUACCUCCAGUUUUAAAUGUUCUCUCGCCUUCAAAUAUUACAUAUUUCCACUUCACAUCAACAAAUCUCGAUGUUACAGAUCCAAAUUUCCAAUUGCAAUUGUAUUUGAGUUUCAAUACAAAGCUCCGAUCCUCUAUGCCACCUGCUUUCGUUGGAGUAUAUGACUCUGUUUUAGCAUAUUCAACUUUGAAUGAAAGUUCAAGUCAAUAUGUUUUCAAUAUAACCUACUCCGAUCAGUCAAACCAUGGAUACUCUGACUAUUCUAUUCUUUUUGGAAACAAUAUGGUGAUUGAAAGUAGUUCUUUAAUCGAUUAUUUUGGUCCAGAAGCUUCAUUAUUUAUAUAUAAAACAAAAAGGAAAGUCAGUACAGCAAAUCUAAUUAUAUCAAACGCUAGUCCUAUUCCCUCUGGAAACAAUACAAUGAAUGAAAUUGAAACUAUAACAAUUGGAUGGAUUAUCCAAUUAGAAGAAUCAUAUAAAGGAGUUACAAAUGGAACAGUAUUUGUUGUUUCGAAUUUAGAUUUGAAUCCAAUACCGAUACCAUUCAAUUCUUCAAAUUUGAUUGGUGGAGAUAGAUGGAAAGGUGUUUACAAUGUCAACUUUACAAUCAGCGGAAUGUGUGCAACUCAAACUUAUAAAAUAUCAAACGUUGUAAUUGAUAUUAUAGCCAACUCUUUAUAUUCAUAUGAUCCUCUUUCAAUACUCUAUGGAACACCAAAAGAAGCAAAUUUAUCAAAUACUGUAUUUUGUAUAACAACAACAAUUGAUCAGAAUCCACCUACCUUAUCAAGUCUUUCCUUCACACCUACAAUCGAUGUUGGAACAUUAGAUAGGUUCAUUGAAUUCAAUUUCACAGUUUAUGAAUCACUUUCUGGUUCUGGAAUAUCGAGAUUGGUUCAACCGAUUAUCAUUUUAAAUUCUGAAGAUUUUAACUCUCUUCAAAUCCCAACAACAUUCAUCUCCAACAAUGGAAGUGGUUAUUAUUUUUACAAUUCAAAAUAUCAACUUCCAUUUGGAUUUGGUUUGAAUAAUAUUUAUGUUAAUAUCUAUGGAAUUGUCGAUAAUUUCAAAAAUUAUAUUGGAUAUACAUUUGUUGAUUUAAAAUCGAACAACUUCCAAUAUUUCAUCAAAAGAGAAUAUACAUCGAUAACUCCAAUCAUUGAAUACUCAUCUGGAUUGUCAUACUUGGGUGGAUCAUUGACAAUCAACGGAAGAUCAUUUGGAAUGAACAAUAACUCUGUGAUAGGUCAGAUAGAUUACCAAGAUGGAAAAGGAUAUCAGAAUCUCACUGUUGAUUUCCAUUCUUCUGUAUCAUUGCAAUUUAAUAAUCAAAUUAAAAAAACCAACCAAGUUUUUGUCAGAGUAAAAGUGAUCAACAACCAAAUAUCAUCAAAUGAAUACGAGAUUUAUAUCGUCCAAGCUCCACCACAACCAACAACAACACCUUCACCAACAACAACACCAAUAACACCUUCGGAAUGUCCAGGAAUACCAUCAUGUAACAACAAUGGACAAUGUAUCAAUUCAAUUUGUCAAUGUUAUCAACCUUGGUAUGGUCCAUCUUGUUCUUCAAAGAAUAUAAUUGUUCCAAUUCCACCAGCAUAUCCAGAACCAACAACAGGAACAAACAUAACAGAAUCUGGAAGUUUAAUCACAACAUCAAUUGAAAUCAUUGGAAUCAGAGAAUUGGAUGAUAUCAAUAAUAUCGUUGAACAAUUCAACAUCAGCAAUUGGAAUUUCACAGAUCAAACAACACCAACAACCAAUCCAAAAUAUUUCUAUUCAACACAAAUCAAUCAAAGAUCAACCAUCUUAAAUGUGACAAUCGAAUAUUUCAAACAAUCAACAAAUAUCACAUUUGCAAAUCAGAAUCUAUUCAUUCCACAAUCAACAAUCAAAUUCACAAUGAAUCUGAAUUCAUAUCGAUUCAAACAACCAACCAACACAUUACAAAUAUUGAUGAAAGCAGCAAUUGAAAGUGAUCAAUCAGAUGUUUGUUCAUCAUCUGGAUUUGGAUCAGUGAAUGGAUCGAUUCAAUGGAUCAAAUUGAAUGUUGGAGAUCAAAGUCUUUAUGGAAGAUUCUUAUCCGAUGCCGUUAUUGACAACACAGUUACACCAAUCAAGAAUGUUAUCAUUGAUCAAGAUGAUAUCGAUUCAGAACAAAACAAACAAUUCCGAUCAGCAAUUGUUGGAAUCACAAUUCCAUCAUACUCAGAUUCUGUCGAUUUAGAUCCUGAUUUCUCGAAUCUCAUUGAUGUUGGAUCAAGUGACACAUCCGAUUUCAUUUGUCCAAAGAAAGGAUUAUCGAAUGGUGCAAUUGCUGGUAUUGUAGUUGGUGGUGUUUCAAAAAGAGACAAUUUACAAAUCAAAACAAGAGAAUGGAGAAAAAUGAAUAGUCUAUUAAGAAGUGUGAAUAGAUCAUUCACAAAGCUAUCACUAGCUAACGAGUCACCACUUUUAUAUAGAAACUAUUCGAUUGUUAUUGAUUCAGUUGAGAUUCCAUCAGAGUUGGACGCUAAAUAUAUUAGACCACACAGAGAUCAACCAACACACGCAAGAAAGAGAAGAGUUAGAGUUGAGAAACAAGCUAGAGAACACACUAAACGUAGAUUAUAUCAGAAGCCAAUUAGCGAUUGGAGACUUGCACCACAACAUCACUUGCCUCGUUUCGAUGCAUCGAAAGUAACACCAAAAGUAAACUAUCAAGAGCGUGCCGAUCAGAUGAUCGACGAACCAUUCGGUUGGAAGAAACGUAAGGAAGAGAAGCAACAACAACGUAAACAAGAAGAAGAGGAAAUACUCUCACAACUCAGAAUCAAACGUAAAGAAAGAGAAGAAGAACUACAAAGAUUGAAAGAUGCCAAGAGUGAUGCUCUUGAAGCUAGAAAACAACAGCAACAAGCUUAA